Molecule: messenger RNA, 2334 nt
Organism: Mya arenaria
Lineage: Eukaryota; Metazoa; Mollusca; Bivalvia; Myida; Myidae
Product: myeloperoxidase-like
Exons: 16
Coding region: 1-2334 (777 amino acids)
Biological process (GO): response to oxidative stress
Molecular function (GO): peroxidase activity; heme binding
Source: RefSeq, a predicted model, not a curated record
AUGUCCAGUCCAAAACAAUCCUGUCCGAAAAGACCAAGUGCCAAAACAACCUGGUCCAAAUAUGUCCAGUACCAAAACAAUCCUGUCCGAAAAGACCAAGUGCCAAAACAACCUGGUCCAAAUAGGUCGAGUACCAAAACAAUCCAGUCCGAAAAGACCAAGUGCCAAAACAAUCCGGUCCAAAAAGAGCAAGUGCCAAAACAACCCGGUCCAAAUAAGUCGAGUACCAAAACAACUCGGUUCAAAAAGGCCCAGCGCCAAAACAACCUGUUUCAAAAAGGCCCAAUGCCAAAACAACCUGGUUCAAAAAGGCCCAGUGCCAAAACAACCCGGUUCAAAAAGGUCCAGAACCAGGAAGGCCCAGACCAAAAAGUAUUGGGUUUCCAGAUAAAGGAGCCUGGUGCAAUGUCGUCUGGUCUGAGGGCUGUUAUAGUCCUCAUUGUCUCAACCUGGGUCAGCAGCUCACAUGUCAACGACCAAAGCAAUCAGUGUGACGCAAUUAUCAGGGAAGCGUAUAAAUACGCAUACGGACAUGCCCAGGUGGCGUUGUGCAAAGACAUGAUGCACGUUACCCACGGGGGAUCCAUGAAUAACGUGUGUCGCCUUAUCCGGAAAUUCCUUACAAAACACCAACAAAUACACUGUCUUCAUCACUGCAAACAUAUUUUGGAAUCCUCUCCACGGCCAAACUUUCCUGCUGUGAUACUUAAUAACAUUCGGCCAAGCUGCGACUCCCCGAGCAUGGCGUGUGACGGCGCCGCUCGCUACCGGACGUACAAUGGGACUUGCAAUAACAUGAGGAACGCGGACUGGGGUAGUUCCGGCCGCCUGCAGAAUAGGGUGCUCCCUAACAGAUAUGAAGACGGAACGAGCGUCCCGCGGGAAACCGGACAUGGCGGAAUGACACUGCCCAACCCAAGAACGAUCAGUAACACCGUCCAUCGCGCCGGAAACCAGAUGCUGGAGGAAAAGGCGUUCUCUUACAUGAUGAUGAUAUUCGGACAAUUCUUGGCCCACGAUAUUGUCCUCACUGAGAUGUUUACUCGGGAUGACGGGGAUCCUCUAGACUGCUGUCAAAAUGAUAGCGCAAACUCCGAGUGUUUUCCUAUCCACAUUCCCUCCGGUGACUCCUUCUUCCAGGACAUGUGCAUGCCCCUUGCCCGGUCCAAGGCUCAGAUCGACUGCAAUGGGAUCAGGCAGCAGUUUAACUCUCAGACAUCCUAUCUUGACUUGUCCGUGCUGUACGGAAGCGAUGAGGAAGAGGCGUUGUCCCUUAGGGAAAUGUCCGGAGGCCUUCUGAAGUCGAAUGGCGAAAAGUUGACACAGGAUUAUGACGGCGCUACAUGCAGUUUGGCGGGAGAUUUUGACAUCAAUAAUAAUUACUGUGGGAGAUCAGGCGACAUCCGCCUCCAUGAGCAGCCCGCCCUGGCGUCCAUGCACACGUUAUGGUUGAAUGAACACAACCGCGUGGCAAGAGAGUUGGCUCAUAUCAACCCGGCCUGGGGAGACGAGUGGUUAUAUCAGGAGACCCGGCGCAUCCUGAUCGCCGAGUGGCAGCACAUCGUGUUUUCUGAGUACCUACCCUUGGUACUUGGGCCGUACGCUAUGCGGAAAUAUGGCCUUACAGUCGAUCGAUGCAGCUAUAGAGACACGUAUAAUCCUGACGUCGACGCCACCGUCAUUAACGCGUUUGCCUCGGCAGCGAUGCGUUACGGCCACUCCCUGGUACACAAGAACAUCUCAAUGAUGGACGCUGCGCACGUGGAAACAAUGCCACCGGAAAAGCUGGAUGACCACUUCUUUAAAGUGGCGCUUUAUCACUCGAACGAGAACGAUGGCUUUGCCUAUCACCACAUACUGAGGUGGACAAUGGACAUCAAAUGUCCGAGAAUGGACGGAUUUUUGGAGACAAGUAUUCAAGAUAAUCUGUACAAGGACGAAAAUGAAGACUCCUUCGAUCUGGCCAGUAUCAACAUACACAGAGGUCGUGACCAUGGCAACGCACGGUAUAGUGAGUACCGGAAGUGGUGUGGACUGCCAGUUCCAAGACAUUUCGGCCCGGGGCAUGGAGGGCUGGUGGAUCACGACCGGUCAAUGGCUCGAAGACUCUCAGAGGUGUACAGGUGUACUGAUGAUAUAGAUCUGUUUACCGGCUUGGUGACUGAACGUAGGUCCCGAAAAAGCUUGCUGGGCCCACUAGCUCAAUGUCUCAUAGGCUCUCAGUUCAAGCGCUUGAAAGACGGUGAUCGGUUCUUUUAUGAAAGAGGCGAUCCAGUACAUGAAGAUGAUAGCUGCAGUAGGGAUAUAGACGACCACGGCAUUCAAGAUCGUUGA